UCUAGCCCCGCCUCGGUGCUCCGGCCGGAGGACUGACGGCAGGGAGGCGCGGAGGAGGGGGGUGACAAGAUGGCGGAGGCCUCGGCGGCGGCCGCCGUGUCCCAGCACCGCUUCUUCUGCCACAGCUGCAAGGGGGAGGUCAGCCCCAAGCUGCCGGAGUACACGUGCCCGAGGUGCGAGUCCGGCUUCAUCGAAGAGGUCACGGAUGACUCCAGGUCCCGCCGUCCCGUCCCCUCUGUCCCCGCGGAGCAGAGGAGCAGCGAGAGCUACUCGCCCCGGCGCGGUGGUUUGGGCUCUUCCUCCUCCUCCUCCUCCUCCUGCUUCUCACCGCACGCCUUGGCCCCAAAUCCCCGAGGGAAAACGCCGCCGCGUGCGGGGCGCCCCCCGAGGCCAGGCCGCUUUUGGGGUCGGGGCGGGGGGAGGCUUCACGGCUUGGAGCAGCGCCCGAGGCCGCGGGAUCCCCUGCACCCGCUGGGUCCACGGCAAGCAGCAGCAGCAGCAGCAGCAGCACCGGCGGCACCGAGCACCCCCACGGCACGGCCGUGCCCCCCCCCCCCCCCCCCCCCCCCGCCCCGGGCGGUGCAUCGGGGCCCCGCGGGACACCCCGCGCCCUUGCCCCGCAGCAGGAGCAGCUCGCACGCCGUUUGCUCGCCCCUCUCUCGCUCGGGGCACGCGGGGACCGUGCUGCUGGCGGGGCUCCCCCCGGCUCUCCUCGCGGUUUUCGGGGGGGGGGCCCUGCUCUCACCAGCUCUUCCUCUCCAGUUUUCUAGACGGCAGCGGCGUAGACGACAGCCCGUCCACGCAGUUCGCAGAGCUUUGGGACCACUUGGACCACACGAUGUUCUUCCCCGACUUCCGACCCUUCCUGAGCAGCGGCUCGCUGGACCAAGACGGCAGGGACAACGAGAGGGGCCACCAAGCCCACGCCGACCUCUGGGGGCCCAGCCGCCCCCCGCGGUUGCCCAUGACGCGGAGGUACCGCUCCCGGGGCAGCUCGCGCCCCGACAGGUCUCCUGCCAUCGAGGGAAUAAUACAGCAGAUCUUCGCGGGGUUUUUCGCAAACUCGGCGCUUCCCGGCUCGCAGCACCCGUUCUCCUGGAGCGGGAUGCUGCACUCGAACCCUGGGGACUACGCGUGGGGACAGAGCGGCCUCGAUGCCAUCGUCACCCAGCUCUUGGGACAGUUGGAAAACACGGGACCACCCCCGGCCGACAAAGAGAAGAUCUCCUCUCUCCCCACAGUGACAGUAACUCAGGAACAAGUCGAUACGGGCUUGGAGUGUCCCGUGUGUAAGGAGGACUACACGGUGGCCGAGCAGGUGCGGCAGUUACCCUGCAAUCACUUCUUCCACAGCAACUGCAUCGUGCCGUGGUUAGAGCUGCACGACACGUGUCCGGUGUGCAGGAAGAGCUUAAACGGCGAGGACUCGACCCGGCAAGCACAGAACCCCGAGGCCUCAGCGAGCAACAGCUUCAGCAGUGAAAGCCAGCUACACGACCGAUGGACUUUCUGACCUCGGGGGCUUCCUCGGGGGGCUCUGGCCGGAGCGUUCUUACUACAGAUGUACAUUGUAUUAUAAUUCAAACAGAGUAGCAGGAAAUAUAGGGCAGGGGAGGGCACCCACCCCGUGGUAUCACUGCGA
Cygnus olor (mute swan) is the source of this 1642-nucleotide messenger RNA. RefSeq names its product ring finger protein 115 (gene RNF115). Lineage: Eukaryota; Metazoa; Chordata; Aves; Anseriformes; Anatidae. The record is from RefSeq and is a predicted model, not a curated record. Gene Ontology annotation, cellular component: nucleoplasm; cytoplasm. Gene Ontology annotation, molecular function: ubiquitin protein ligase activity. Gene Ontology annotation, biological process: ubiquitin-dependent protein catabolic process; positive regulation of DNA-templated transcription; protein ubiquitination. Bases 206 to 1513 code for a protein of 435 amino acids. The transcript is spliced from 9 exons.